This is a messenger RNA of Chironomus riparius, 789 nucleotides long. Lineage: Eukaryota; Metazoa; Arthropoda; Insecta; Diptera; Chironomidae. The record is from the annotation of a GenBank genome assembly.
AUGGAAUUAGAUAUUGAUAACACGGUAGAUAAGUUAGUACAAAGAGCAAAUGCAUCUAUUCUUAUCGGUACAUCAUCAUGGAAAGAGCAAUUUGUUGAAGCAUUAACAGUAAAUCCAGGUGAUGAUGAUGGUGGCGAUGAAGAUGGAAAUGAUGACGAACCUCCAUCUCCAAGUUGUAUGGAUUAUAUUAUGCACUUCCUCACACUCUUCUGGAAAAUUAUUUUUGCAUUCAUACCGCCAACAGACUUUUAUGGUGGCUACUUGUGCUUUGUAGUAUCUAUUUUAUGCAUUGGUAUUGUGACGGCAAUUAUUGGUGACGUCGCAUCACAUUUCGGCUGCACACUAGGUAUUAAGGAUUCGGUUACUGCCAUUGUGUUUGUUGCUUUGGGAACGAGUAUUCCAGAUACGUUUGCUAGUAAAGUGGCAGCAAUUCAAGAUAAAUAUGCAGAUGCUAGUGUGGGAAAUGUGACGGGAAGUAACGCUGUCAAUGUCUUUUUGGGUAUCGGUUUGGCAUGGACCAUGGCUGCUAUCUAUCAUAGAAUGAACGGUGAUGUUUUCCGUGUUGAGACUGGAAAUUUGGCAUUCUCAGUCACACUCUUCUGUUCGGAGGCAUGUAUUGCCAUUCUUAUUCUAUUGGUACGUAGAAGUAAAGCAGUUGGUGGUGAACUCGGUGGACCACGCUUUUAUAAAUACAUUACUGCAACAGCACUUAUAGGAUUAUGGCUUAUUUACCUCAUUGCAAGCAGUUUAGAGGCCUACGGUGUCAUUAAAGUUGGCAAAAAUGCGUAA